Molecule: messenger RNA, 5591 nt
Organism: Owenia fusiformis
Lineage: Eukaryota; Metazoa; Annelida; Polychaeta; Sabellida; Oweniidae
Source: the annotation of a GenBank genome assembly
AUGAUGCUUCGACUUUCACUCGCACUACUUGGAAUCUGCUUGGCAGGUGCAUUUGUGCCACCAGUUGAGAAGUUUCAACCUGGGUAUGAGUUUGUGUACCAGUACAGUGGGCAGGUGCUCUCUGGGGUACCACUGAGCCUCAGCCAACAGUACUCUGGCCUAAAGAUCAAAUGCCAUGUGAGGUUGCAGCUUGUAGAGAGAACCGAGGCAAUCCUUCAACUGAAUGACAUUCAGCUCUUGACAGUGAAUGCCAGGCUUCCAUUUGAGAGUGUCCCAAGAAUACAGCUUCCAGAUGAUCUCUGCACACCAUUAGAAGGAGCUGAGGCCCAAUUGAUGAGGACAGAACUUGCUAAAGAAAUCAGAUUCAGCUAUGCCGAUGGUCUCGUCAGUCAUCUUGAAAGUGCAACAGAUGACCCCUAUUGGUCCGUCAACAUCAAGAGGGGAGUCCUCAACAUGUUCCAGAUUAAUCUCAACCAAUACAACGAGGUUGUCAUCACCCCAAGAUCUGCAAUUCACAGCCCUGACCAAAAGAUCACCAAGGGAGAUGAGGUGAAAGAAUUCUACCGUGUUAUGGAGCAUGGUCUCUCUGGUGAAUGUGAAUCUCUCUACACAGUACUUCCUCUUCCCUUAAACCAGAUGGUACGUGCCUCCGCCUCAAAUAUGCCUCGAAUUUUUGUCAGCAAAGUGAGAAACUUGAACAAAUGCAUUGGGCCAUCACAGAACUUCACGUUUUCCCUCUACAGUGGUACCAAAUGCGUUGGAUGUCCUUUACAUGAGAAAGAUGCAAUACAAUCUGCUGUACAGGUCAAAUAUGAGAUUGUUGGAACAAGGAAGGAGUUUUUGAUCAUGUCUGCAAUUGGAGAGUCUGAGUACAGCUAUGCUCCUUAUGCUCCUCAGUCUGGAGAAGCCAUCACUAUUGUCAACCAAACCCUCAUCCUGACUGAUGCCAAAAAGACAAAAGAAGUCACCCCACUGACCAUGCCACCUAAGACAAAGCAGCAUCAACACACAUUGAAAAUGAGCAUGCCCAUCAAGAAGACCUUGGAGACAAAACCAGCAAAGAACUUGCCAAAGAGUGAGGUUGCCGAAAAGAUUCAGGAGAUUGAGCAGAUAUUGAAGCUGGUAGUGAUGAACAUGAGACAAGGGUUGACCAAGGAAGCCCCAUUGCUGUCCAUUUGCCUGGUGAAGGUCCUACGUUCUGCUCCCUACCAAGUCCUUGUUGAACUCUACAGCAAAUAUGACAUCAAACUGAAGAUUGCACUUAGUGAGGAGCAGAAACUUGCGAGAGAUGCUCUAUUUGAUGCCCUGGCUAUGGUUGGCACUGAACCAAGCAUUGAGUUGAUUGUAAAUUAUGUGAAGUCUCAGAGCUUCCCUGAGGAGAGGAUCCCGUUGUUCUUUAAUAUGUUGGCCCUUUCUACCAUCCCAACCCCAGAUAUUAUUGACAGACUGUUGGAGCUGAGUUUUGAGAAAGUUCUAUCUGCCCCACGUUUGGUCCAGGCUAAGCGCUCUCUACUCCUCACCUGUGGUGCCCUCAUCCACAAACUGUUCUCCUACCCAGAGUACAACAUAUAUUUCAACCCAAACCUACCUAAGUCUCAGAUUAACUUCAUCAACAAACUGAGAACCAAAUAUGUCAGGACUGUAAUGAAAGUGUACAAGAAGAUGGAUAUUGAAGAGAAGAUUCUGGCGCUGAAGGUUGUUGGUAACACUGGUCUAACUGAGUUUAUCCCCUUCCUUCGUGAAGUUAUCACAAGUGAAGUGAAAAGACCCGUACUUGUCCUCCAAGCUAUUUAUGCCAUGAGACGUAUGGCACAAGUGGCUCCACAUCAGGUCCAACAAAUCCUCAUGCCAAUAGUUCAGAGGCAGAGUUACCCCCAUGACUUGAGAAUUGCUGCCUAUGUGGUCAUAUUGGAUACCAGGCCAAGCUUCCAAGUGAUUCAGAGCAUUGUGCUGAGUGUCAACCGGGAGAGGAAUUUGCAAGUGAAGUCCUAUAUUUACUCUUCAUUGAAGGCAUUCUCCAUUUCAAGAAGCCAUUACCUCAGACCACUAGCAAUGAGGAUGAGGCACGCACUAAGACUCAUGAAGCCAUUCCAGCCUAGCAUACAAUACAGCAAGAAUGUCCAUCUGGAUUACUUCAAUGACUACCACAAAGUAGGUGGAGCUGUAGAGCUUUCCAUAAUUGGCCAGAGACAAUCACUUAUUCCUCGCACAGGAGCUCUCAAAUUGAAUGCUGAUAUUCUAGGAUAUACUUCAAACGUAUUUGAGGCUGGUUUUGAGACUGAGGGUCUACAAACACUCACUGAUAAACUAUUUAAACCUGCAAAGAGACCCAGCUCCUCCAUCCACAGACACCUGAAGGAUAUCAAUGAAAAGUUGCACGUUGUUGAGAUGAAGCCAGAAGAAUUCAAGGCAUCUGUGUAUUUGAAACUUUUUGGUCAGGAACUCAGAUUCUUCACAUUUGACAAGACAACAGUCAACAAACUCAUUGACACUUUCCCCAACUGGAGGAAAAUGGAGAGCAGCUUAGAAGAAGGCUAUCCAUUGGAACUGAGGAAGAAUCUGUUGUUGGGUGACAACACUCUACAAUACCCAACCCCAAUUGGUCUUCCACUGUGUCUUAAUAUUUCAAUUGCUGCCACUGUGAAAACCAAUGGUGUAAUGAGGAUGAGUCUCGACCCAAUGAACAAGCUGCCCAAGAUCCCUGACUAUGCAACAGCUGAUAUCAAAGGACAUGGAAGUGUUGCAGUUGCCUUGAUUGCCUCAAUGGGUGUCGAUGCUGUCUUCCUGCAAACAGGCGUAACGUCUCAAAUCCAACUGGUCCAUAACCAACCAAUCAACAUGAGUGUUACCCUUAACACCGUAACCCAGAAAUUUACCACCUCUAUUGAACCACCAACACAGACACAAAAGUUGACAGAAAUCCACGUGAAACCUGCUACAUUUAUCCGUCAUCUUCCUGUUCAAGUGAGCCAGCCAAUUAGUUGCCAACAAUUGGAAAUCAUCCAAGUACACCAACCAGCAAGGCAGUCGCAAUCAAGCACGUUUGAAUAUGAGCUUCCAUUGGAGCUAUUUGGAAUGAAGAUGAGAGCAGUCUGUUCUGCAGCCCCCUCAGUCUACUCCAUGGUCCCCAUGAAUUUAUUGAGCACUCCACAACAGAUCGUCCUUACGGCUGAACCAACAUCUCAUCAACAUAACAUUGUGGAACUUAAUGCUCAGUAUGGUAGUGCGGUGAUUCAGGACCCCAUACUGUCCUCAGAACCAGUAUCUGCUGAAGAUAGUGAAUUUGUACCAGUUGAUCAGCAAUCUAGCCAAAUGUCUGAGGCAUCAGAGGAGAUUGUAGAGGAGGAAGGAAGUAUUUGGAGCCCCCUGACCUGGUUGAACCAAAAGACAUCAUACAGUACCACCCCAAGGCCCUCAAUUAGACAAACAACACCAAUGACCAUAAGACGUGAUGAAUUACCACUGUUCCACCAAAGAAAUGCCAAUGUGGUUAAGGUUAAGAAAUUGACUGUUAGCCUGAACCUGAUAACUCCUUCAGAAAGGAUCACAACAUUGGAGAAACACUAUGUAUUACAGUAUACACCCAAUUGCUUGAAAUACCAACUGAACGUUGACUACCUAUACUCGCCAAUUAGCACUGAGAAUACACCUCUUCACUUUAACCUUCUUGCAACACUCAAUUUACCACAAACACAGACUCUGCAAGAGGAACUGCCCAUAGAAUCCCAGAGGUACCAAGCUGCAGCUAAAUUGAGAUGGGGAGAGCCAGAAUUAGAACAGGAAAAACAACUUAUUGUGAAGGUGAUUGGACAAAAGAGUGACUACCAAAAGGAUCUUGAGUUACGCCUACCUGAAGUGAGCCCAAGUGAGUUCCCAGAGUACUUAAGAUGUCUAGAAGACAAGAGAAUCAACCUUCCACAAAGCCCCCGCUGCCUGGCCUUCCUAGAUAAGCUGAAUGAGUUGCACAGGACCACUAUUGAAGUUCAGUAUCAGUCUGUCCCACAAUGGUUGAGAAGGAUGAGCCACAGGUUAUUGGCUGCCAGCAAGUACAUGUUCUAUUGGGACUUGACAACAAAGGAUACUGAUAUCCAAAACCCACCACAGAAGAUCACUUUGGAUGUUAUCAUGAGGAGGAACAACACAGUGAUUGAUGCUUUUCUGAGAUCACCCCUUGAGACUAACACUGUAAGGAACAUCAGCCUACCUUUUCCCAUCCAGCCAAUUUCCCUAGGCCUACCAAUGUACAGACGCUACCUGCAAUAUCUUACCAGCAAAAGAAUUCCAGCUGUUUGCAUGCUAACCAACACUCUACUGAGAAGUUUUAACAACAAAGUAAUGCUAAUGUCAAGUCCCCCUCAGUCUGAGAUCAUCAUGGCCAUGGAUGUCACACCUAGUCGACUAUUUGCUAUCUCUACUAUUCCAUCACCUGAGAUGCCACAAAUGAGGGUGGUGAAAAUUAUUACAAACUCCAGGGAAAUUGAGAUCAUCCCCACUACAGAGAUCCCAAUUGUGAAAGUGAACAAUGAACAAGUUAAUGUACCAACAUAUGAAGAAUAUGUGAAUCGACUUAACCCACUUGUAACUCCAACUCCUACAGCAUAUGCACCUCUAAGCCAUCAUCACGGGAUCUCAGAACCAAUGGAGCAGCCCCUGGUGGAAAUUUACAGGUAUGGAAGUCAGGUCUAUAUUACAGUACCAGAGAUCGCCGUAACAGUGAUCUCCGAUGGUUUGACAAUCCAAAUACAAGCUUCACCAUUGUUAUAUGGAAAAUUAAAUGGAAUCUGUGGACUUCUAAAUGGAAAUCCAGAAGAUCUCUUAAUGAGCCCCAACCAGGCAGCCCUGAAGUCAGAAUCUGAUUGGCUGAAUAGCUGGAGUCUGUCACACUCUGCACAUGUUCAUACACCUAUUCUUAUGAGGGACAACGAACCACGAUCAGUUGAAAAUAGUUGGGAGGCUGUUGAAAGCCAAGAAGAAAUCUGCGAGCCAGUCUACGACACCUUAGAGAUUGAGCGUUCAGUUAGAGGCAGGAGAGAACUAUGUGUCAGUCUUGAACCAGUACAACAAUGUGAGAGCCACUGCAAACCAGUGAACGUCGUAAGCAGGAAGAUUAGAUUCAGCUGUACACCAGUCAACAAGAGUCAGUCCUCGAAGAGAUUCAGCAAAUCCAUCAAAAUUCCCCGCAUGUGUGAGCAGAUAUAAGGACAAUGCCGAAAUAAUGACAAUGCAAAAAUAAGGACAAUGCAGAUAUAAGGAAUGCGAAUAAACAGAGCAAUGCACCAAAAAUUCAGAACCUAUACUUCAGUUUCAUUUCUUCCAUAUCUUACUCAUAUAUGCUUUUUAUAAAUAUCAGAUCACUGAAAAUGAAGACGAAUCAAAAUGUAGUAGUCCUAUUGGGGAUGCUUUGUCGGAAGGAACCUCGACUGACAUUACAUGACAUGUGUGUAUAAUCACAAAGCAAUGUUCUGAUGCUAAUAGAGGUGAUUUUGCUGUUCUUAUUAUGGGUUUUCUGAAUUCAUCACAUGAUUUAUGUCAUUGCUUUUUUACUUGAGAUGUACUUGUGCUUAAAUUUAAUAAAUAUGUAAAAUGUAAAA